GCGAUUUGAAAAAGGGGUUGGGUUGUGUUGGGAUUUCCUUAAAGGAUGCGAGUGCGUGCGGUCGAGGACUUACAAACUGGACAGUGGUCAGCGCAUUGGUCAGUCACGCACGUAAUUUUGGCAUUACCCCUUCGGGACGACGACUCGCAACGGGAUAGGCAGAGUUCAGAGGUCACCACCGUACUUUUGCCCGUUUCUUCUCACAGUCCGAGCAGCAGGAAACUUAAGACGUUUUCACGUUGAAUUUUAAUGAUUUUUGUAUUCAAAUGCGGAUUGCUCCAACCAGUUUGGGCAGUUCCUCCAGCACCCAAGGGAGUGUCCAGUAAAUAGCAGGACGCAUAUCCUGCUGACGGCAGGAUUGGCCCGUCGCCCAUCGGUCAAGCUGAGUGCGAAUCCCAUCCAAAAUGGCCAAUGUCCCCUGUUCGCUUUUUUGCUUUCAAUACUGCCAACUCGUUGUUCGGUGGCCUCGACAAAGGGGUCAAUUCGAAGGGGCAACCGUUGAUGUUGAUGUUCAGGGCGCAUGUGUUGAGUCCUGGAAUGGGAGGCCAUUUUGUAGCAAGGACCAACCGAAUGAAAUGUAUCUAAAUGAAGGAAAACGGUUUUCAAUAAAAGU
Molecule: messenger RNA, 613 nt
Organism: Drosophila rhopaloa
Lineage: Eukaryota; Metazoa; Arthropoda; Insecta; Diptera; Drosophilidae
Exons: 1
Source: RefSeq, a predicted model, not a curated record